Molecule: messenger RNA, 417 nt
Organism: Lactuca saligna
Lineage: Eukaryota; Viridiplantae; Streptophyta; Magnoliopsida; Asterales; Asteraceae
Source: the annotation of a GenBank genome assembly
AUGUGUGGAAGUGUUUUUUUGAGAGUCACAUCUUUGACUGACCUCAACCCAGGAAGGCGAUUGUGGGCUUGUGCUCGAAACGGUCGAAGCUGUCCAUUUAUUGGGUGGGUGGACGAUCUGAUGUGCCAUAGAGUUGUGGAGGUGAUUCCUCGCUUGCUAAGGAAACUGAACAAUGUUCAAAUGAUGUUGAGUCAAGCUCGUGCAGAUGCUGUGAAGCUGAAGUGGAUGCUUCUUCUAUCUUGCUUCAUGUUUUCAUGUAUAUGUCUCAAACACCAUCUAUGCUCUGCAUUUGGAAACACUUUUGCUAUUGCAGAUACAAAAGUGAAGUUGCAUGAUGCAUCCAAAUCCAAAUCACCACCAAGGCAUUCCAAGAACCAUGUCUAUGAGCUUGUUGUCUCAGAUUCCACAAAUGCAUAA